UCAAACAUUUGAAUUGGGAACGGCAGUUAUUUUCAUUCAAUCUUCUGUUUCGUUAAUAAAAUUAUAUUAUAUCAAAUUAAAACAAAAUAAGGCUUUCAACAUGAGUACAUCUCUUCAUAUAGAAAUUGUUCAAGUGAGACAGAGCCGUGCCUCUAAGGAUUAUAUUGAAGACUUGGUACGGGGCUUUUUAAUUAAGUUACCCAUGCUAACUCCUGGUGCCACAAUAAACAAUACUGCGUUUGAAGAUCAGACAGAUGCUCUAGAGCUGAAAGAACACGUGCAGUGCAUUACUUUUUGCGACGCUGAACACGAAGCAGAUGUAUCUCCGCGUGACGCUGAUCUUGUAUUUCAUGUGCAUAUGCUCGAUCAGUAUGGCGUGGAAACAGACACUAUGACUGAUGAUACCUCGGGUGAAGAAGUGUCUGCUGCCGACGUAUGGUCGCUCCCCGCGGCGGAGUUCCACGGCUUGUGGGAGAGUCUCAUAUACGACACACGGCUCAAGGAGGAUACUCUGCGCUACGUAAAGACAGCGCUCGAGUUAACAGAUCGCGGUGUGAACCCUCUAGUGGUGGGUUGGAGCCGGGUCGUGCUACUACACGGGCCGCCCGGCACGGGCAAGACCAGUCUCUGCCGCGCAUUAGCUCAAAAACUGUCAAUCCGUCUCGGCGAUCGAUUUUCAAGGGCUCGUCUUUUAGAGAUUAACGCGCAUGGACUUUUUUCGAAAUGGUUCUCGGAAAGCGGAAAACUCGUGGCUAAGCUGUUUGAACGUGUACGUGAGAUCGCGUCUGACCCGCGGAUGUUGUGCAUAGUUCUUGUGGAUGAGGUGGAAUCGUUAGCGCACGCUCGGCGAGCGGCCAUGGCCGGUCUCGAGCCUUCAGACGCUCUCCGCGCCGUUAACGCUCUGCUCACUCAGUUAGACCGGUUGCGACGUCUUCCCAACGCUCUCGUGCUCGCCACAUCCAACCUGACGACGGCAGUAGAUGUAGCUUUCGUUGAUCGCGCAGACCUGAAGCGUCGGGUCGGGCCGCCGGCAGCGCGCGCGGCAUACGAGAUUCUACGCGGAUGCUGCGAGGAGUUGAUGGCGCGUGGAGUAGUGGCACCACGUGACCUGCUUUUUGGGCACCGAGUUUUGCAGGGUUCAGGCUGGGCCGACUCUGAACACGCGCGGCCAAGCCUUAUGCUGUGGGAGGUGGCGCAGGCGGCGUCGCAGGCGUCGCUGUCGGGGCGGGCGCUGCGGCGCCUGCCGUUCCUGGCACUCGCAUUGCAUGCGCCACAAUCUAGCCGGGAGUCUUUGAACCUAGUUGCAUUCCUAAAAGCUAUGACUGCAGCAUUACAACGACACCUGGAAGAUGAAGCAGCUCUAACAGCUGAUGAACCUUUAACUAAGCCAACUCAACCUUCUACAGGGACUAUAGUUAAUGGACACUAGAAUUAGGUGUAGAUUUUUUAAUGUUUACCUAUUUCUGUAAUUUCCAAAAUUGGUGGCCACUGAAAUACUGAUUUAAUGGCUAAAUUUAUAAUAAUCCCAGUUUUAAAUGUGUUAUUCUCUUUACAGAUUUAAUACCAGUGCCUUAUUACAGGAUUUAGUUAAUUUUUAGGUUGUAAGAAUAAAUGUGAAUUUUUCUCUAUAAAUGCUGUGAUAAUUUCCACAAUUCCCUAUGUGGAUGUUAUUUAAGAAUUAAAUAAGAUAUGUAUUUUAA
This is a messenger RNA of Cydia splendana, 1700 nucleotides long. RefSeq names its product pachytene checkpoint protein 2 homolog (gene pch2). The transcript has a single exon. Lineage: Eukaryota; Metazoa; Arthropoda; Insecta; Lepidoptera; Tortricidae. The record is from RefSeq and is a predicted model, not a curated record. Gene Ontology annotation, cellular component: chromosome; nucleus. Gene Ontology annotation, molecular function: ATP hydrolysis activity; ATP binding. Gene Ontology annotation, biological process: reciprocal meiotic recombination; meiotic recombination checkpoint signaling. The coding region runs from base 101 to 1429 and encodes 442 amino acids.